AGAGUCCUUAUCAAUCAUCAUCGUAUACGGUAUAAAAACAAGGGUCCCUGCGCUCACUCAAUCACGCAAACAAAAGAAAACUCAUAUCCCAUUCAUUGAGCGAUUGCAUUCAAAGAGGAGAGCUGCAGAAGAUCCCUAGUUUCCAAGAGAUGUCUUCUUCAGCCAUGAACCCAAGUUCCAUGAAUCUCAACACAGUUGAACCUCUCACGGGUGUCAACUAUAAGAAGUGGAAACAGGAUUUGGAGAUACUUUUGGGUGUCAUGGAUAUGGAUUUGGCGCUAAGAACUGAAGAACCACCAACGCCAAAUGAAGGAUGCACUUCGAGCCAAAGAUCCAAGCAUGAAAAAUGGGAGAAAUCAAACAGAAUAUGCCUCAUGAUAAUCAAAAGGUCCAUGACUGAUGUAGUUCGUGGAGGCUUCCCAGAGGCAACUAAUGCAAAGGAGUUCAUGAAAUCGAUCGAAGAGAAGUACAAAGAAUCUGAAAAAACAAAAACUGGGAACUUGAUGAACUUGCUGACAACUAUCAGAUACGAUGGUGAAGGGAGUGUCUGUGAAUACAUUCUCAAGGUUAUGGACAUUGCUGGGAAGCUUAGAAUACUCGAGGUACCUAUUUCUGAAACAUUUUUGGUCCAUGUCAUCAUGAAUUCCUUGCCUAGUUCUUAUACUCAGUUGAAAGUAUCCUAUAAUGCACUGCAAGCAAAGUGGGAUGUCAAUGAAUUAAUCUAUAUGUGUGGGUGAGGAAGUGAGGAUUAAGAAGGAAAGGGCUGAAAAGGAAAAGGGUGAGUCAGUGAAUUUUGUUCAAGGUUAUGCAAAGAAUACCAAUAACAACAACUCGGAUACUGCCAAAAGGAAUUCUGCCAGAAACAUUCCUCCCUCUAAAAAGACCUUCAAAGUUAAUAACUCAUCAAUUUUUAAGUGUUAUUUUUGCAAAAAGACAGGCCAUAUGAAGAGAAAUUGUCCUAAGUACAAGUCAUGGCUUGCCAAACAAGAGGCAAAGAAAAGUAAAAAUAAUUUUUCAAAUGUUUUUGCUUGUUUUGAAUCGAAUUUGAUUGAUACACCUAGCAGUGCUUGGUGGCUUGAUUCCGGCUCUUCCAUUCACGUUACAAAUUCAUUGCAGGACUUCAUAACAAAGAGAACACCAAAUAAGGAUGAAGUCAAGGUUUCAGUUGGCAAUGGAAGAAGAGUUGAAGUCAAGGCACUAGGGACUGUUAGAUUAAAAUUAGAUUUUGGUUUUUGCUUGGAGCUAGAAAAUGUAGUCUAUGUACCUUCCAUGAGAAGGAAAUUAGUUUCCGUUUCUAAGUUAGUAUUAUUGGGAUUUUAUUUUACUUUAAAUAAUAUUGGCUUCAAUGUUUUUUAUAAAUCUUCUCAUAUUGGCACUGGA
This is a messenger RNA of Pyrus x bretschneideri (Chinese white pear), 1380 nucleotides long. RefSeq lists its product as uncharacterized. The transcript has 2 exons. The record is from RefSeq and is a predicted model, not a curated record. The coding region runs from base 150 to 737 and encodes 195 amino acids. NCBI's taxonomy places the organism in Eukaryota, Viridiplantae, Streptophyta, Magnoliopsida, Rosales, Rosaceae.